Molecule: messenger RNA, 4655 nt
Organism: Phodopus roborovskii (desert hamster)
Lineage: Eukaryota; Metazoa; Chordata; Mammalia; Rodentia; Cricetidae
Gene: Gna13
Product: G protein subunit alpha 13
Exons: 4
Coding region: 194-1327 (377 amino acids)
Biological process (GO): Rho protein signal transduction; adenylate cyclase-activating G protein-coupled receptor signaling pathway
Cellular component (GO): brush border membrane; heterotrimeric G-protein complex
Molecular function (GO): guanyl nucleotide binding; G-protein beta/gamma-subunit complex binding; D5 dopamine receptor binding
Source: RefSeq, a predicted model, not a curated record
CCCUCCCACCCUCCCCCGGCCGGCGCGGCCCGCCCUGGCGAGUCAGUCCUCGGGUUCCCUCCCUCCCCGGGCGCGCUCGGGCCGCCGCUGCGCUCCCCGCCCUCCGGCCGCCUCGCCGGAGCCAGCCGCUGCCGGAGGAGGAGGUGGAGGAGCCGCAGGGGCCCGCCGAGGCGGCGGCGGCGGCGGCGGCAAGAUGGCGGACUUCCUGCCGUCGCGCUCCGUGCUGUCCGUGUGCUUCCCGGGCUGCGUGUUGACGAACGGCGAGGCCGAGCAGCAGCGCAAGUCCAAGGAGAUCGACAAAUGCCUGUCGCGGGAGAAGACCUACGUGAAGCGGCUGGUGAAGAUCCUGCUGCUGGGCGCGGGCGAGAGCGGCAAGUCCACCUUCCUGAAGCAGAUGCGGAUCAUCCACGGCCAGGACUUCGACCAGCGCGCGCGCGAGGAGUUCCGCCCCACCAUCUACAGCAACGUGAUCAAAGGUAUGAGGGUGCUGGUAGAUGCCCGAGAGAAGCUUCAUAUUCCCUGGGGAGAUAGCAAAAACCAGCUCCAUGGCGACAAGUUGAUGGCAUUUGAUACCCGUGCCCCCAUGGCUGCACAGGGGAUGGUGGAGACUCGAGUUUUUUUGCAGUAUCUUCCUGCUAUAAAAGCCUUGUGGGAUGACAGUGGUAUACAGAAUGCCUAUGACCGGCGUCGGGAAUUCCAACUGGGUGAGUCUGUGAAGUAUUUCCUGGAUAACUUGGAUAAACUUGGAGUACCAGAUUACAUUCCAUCACAGCAAGAUAUUCUGCUUGCCAGGAGACCCACCAAAGGCAUCCACGAGUACGACUUUGAAAUUAAAAAUGUUCCUUUUAAAAUGGUUGAUGUAGGCGGCCAGAGAUCAGAACGGAAACGUUGGUUUGAAUGUUUUGACAGUGUGACAUCAAUACUUUUCCUUGUGUCUUCAAGUGAAUUUGACCAGGUGCUUAUGGAGGAUCGCCUGACCAAUCGCCUUACAGAAUCUCUGAACAUAUUUGAGACAAUUGUCAAUAACCGGGUUUUCAGCAAUGUCUCCAUAAUCCUCUUCUUAAACAAGACAGACUUGCUUGAAGAGAAAGUGCAAGUUGUGAGCAUCAAAGACUAUUUCCUAGAAUUUGAAGGGGACCCACACUGCUUAAGAGACGUCCAAAAGUUUCUGGUGGAAUGCUUCAGGGGCAAACGCCGGGACCAGCAGCAGAGGCCGCUGUACCACCACUUUACCACCGCCAUCAACACGGAGAACAUCCGCCUCGUGUUCCGCGACGUGAAGGACACGAUCCUCCAUGACAACCUCAAGCAGCUCAUGCUCCAGUGAUGAUAAGACUUACUGUUUUAAUGCCUUGUUGUGGUUUUGAUUGUCUUAUGUUUGUCUUGUUUUUUUUUUCUUGUUUUUUUUGUUUGUUUGUUUGUUUUAAUAGUUUACAACAGCAGUUAGAAAGAUCUCAAUUCUGUGUCUAACUUCUUGAAAAUCAUAGUCCUUCUGUGGCCUUUAGUCUGUGGCUGAAAGCUGCUGAAUUAACACAUUGCCAAUAUCUGCUGGAAUUCGGGCUUUGAUCGGUUUCACCAUGGCUUCCAUUCAAGUCCAGUUGUGACUUCCUGACCCAGCCUCACGCUAGGUGUAUUUCAGGCUUUUAAUUCUUCUGCUUGCGAACUGAAUUCUCCUGCAGUGCCAAGAAUAGGCAGUAUCCUUAACUACUUGUAGGGACGAGAUUAGGAGUGUUCAGCUCUAAGAUGAGACCCAAGAGAGAGUGCCUUACACAGCAGUGGCAUGCCUAGUUAGAGUGAGACCCUGUUCUGAAAGGGCUGUUAGAGAAAGUUCAGUCUAAGAAACGGCAGUCUAGAUCUUCAGAGGCUUAGCCUUCCUGUGUUUGGAAUUGCUUACAUACAGCAGUAGUUUUCUUCUCCAUUUCUUUUGUUCCUGAAGGUAAUGUCUUAGUGUUUAAGUUUACAGUAUGGAUUUCGGCCUGAUGCUGAUGCAUUCACAAAUGGUACAUGCACUAUGUUGAUCUAAAAUGACCAGUGACUACGUGCAUUUUGCCUUUUCCAUAUUUAAGUAUCAGUAACUUGAUGUGCCAUGUUAGAAACAUUGUGGCCAUAGCAACAACUAGAAAGGGCAAGCACCUUGGUAACAAGAAUCAGCAUAGCUGUCCCAGAGUGCCGCCUUGUGACUUUUUAGUCCUCUCUUAAGUUGGUUUCGUGCCUUGCUGGAGGGAAUCACUGUUGGAUCUUCUUUCUUCUGCCCUCCUGUCUCAAUCUCAGCAACUCUGAACUGUGACAUUUGGGGGUUCUUUUGUCACCAAGAGCUUGGCGGGCAGUAUUUUCCUAUGAAAUAUUCAAGAAGGUAUCAUUUGAGUAGCCCAUUCAUGCUUUGUGUCCCUGUAGACACAGUUUGUGUGUAUCGGUGCUGUUGUUGUGUAUGAGAUGACAGCAUUAUUGGGGGUACAUGUGAAUGUUUUAAGAAUGCAGCUAAGGAUAAGCAAUUCUUUUGGUCCAUACUUAAGGAGGCUUGCCUUUCUUACACACACACACACAAACACAACACUGCUAAGUUAAACCAUGCCGAUAAAGUAGCUUUGUGAUUAGCUAUUCCAUAGUGACUGGUGUACUAAAACGUUUGUCAUGUUCCAGCUGGCCUGUGAGAGUUUGCAAAAGCACAUCCCUGCUGUCCUUGGAGAAUGCAUGAGGACUGUGGUGCCUGUCAUUUUGCUGUGUGACUCUUCUCAGGCAAGAAAUUGGGCCCUGAAAGAUUGGUCAACUUUGUGGCUCACGGGCAGGGCAGUCCUUAUUAUUACUGGCGGGUGUGAGAACUGGGCCUCUUAGUAUGCUAAAAAGGGGUGUGCUCUUGAUAGACCUGACUCGUUCUUGGUUUUUGAACUUUUGCUGUCUUUUUGUUUAUAAAUUCCAAAUGUUUUCUUGCCUUGGUAAUACAUGAGCUUAAGACAUGUAGUCCAGUAUCACAGUACAAGUGUUGUUAGCAUAAUUUAUGUAUAUUUGAAUGAUUCUCCGUCUAGUCCUUUUUGCCAAAAAGAGUGUAUCAUCUAAAUUCAUGGGGUUAGCAUAACUCCAGUGCUGAGGAACAUUUGAACAUGUGCACAGCAACACUGGGUUUGUUCUGUGUUAAUUUAGCAAACAUUUUUGUGCAUUGGCCAGAAGUAACUGCAGUAAAGGCAAAAGUCAGUCCCUCCAGAAAGCAGUUGUAUCCAGUUACACUUAAGCUCUGUGGUGAGAACAGAAAUAGGACCUGGCUGGAUAGAAGCACUGACUUUCUCCAUUGUGACUAUCACCAGGAAGUGACAGGAGCACCAGCCAGACACAGCAUCCCGGGCAUCUGCACUUCCUUCUGAGGCAUGCAGAGUCUCAGAGCCACAAGCAGUGUAGGUACGUGCUGAAGCAGGGGAUCACUCGCUUGCGAUUUAUACAGAUUGUUUAGAGCACAAAGAACUGUGAGGCUCAGCCAAAAAGCUCUGGUCCACUUUGAAAGGAAUCUUAACACCUACAUCCUGAAAGUCAGGUCCUUCUGUGAAUCGAAACCCUGAAAUAUUGUUGUGUGAAGAGGAAGGUGAGAUUUAGCCAACAGCAUUGAAAAGGUGCUCGACCCUCCCUAUGCAGGCUCCCUAAAGUGUGACCUGGAGUUGAGGCUCUCGGGGGCACUGGGCUUUGCAUGUCUUGGGGGUGAGUGGACUGACCCGUGCCUAACUCCACAUUUCUCUCUUCUGAGACCCUGCACCCUUGCUGCAUACCAACAAAUGAUCACACAAGUGUCUUGGUUGACUUUACAAUUUUUUUAUAUUUUACAGUUGCCUUAUAAAAUGAAAGAAAACCACAAAUUAGACCUUAAUUUUCUUUUUAAUGGGGAAAGGGCUUUGUUCCAUAGUUUCUUAUGAUCUUAAUUCAAGGUAUAUUUCUGCCACUUAAAUAUUUUUAAUGUCCUGAAAUACCUGAAAUGUUUCUUUCUGCCAAAUGCUGUCUGUAUUAAACUGAAGCCUCCAUUUUAGUUUCUCUGUCUGGAAAGGGUACUUGAUAGCCAGAGGGCAGCUGCAGCCAAAAAAGACAGGGUGUCCUAAAGAGGAGCAUGUUUCCUGUCACAGCACAUUGGUGGGUACUUCACACCCAGGGGUCCUCUGGGAAGUUUCCAAGCCCAGGCUCUACAGGGAAAUGCUUGUUCAUUUGGUGGCAGCUGUUGAUUUAAAGUAAGACACACUGGUGCCAGAAGUGACAAGAAAUGUCAUUAGAUGCAGUAAACAUCUUGUGCCUACUAAGUAAAUCACCUUCCAGUGUAAGCCCAAAUUCAUAGGCUUCUGUUAUGAUGGGAUGUAUUUCUCAGCAUUGGUAUUCACAUCCGGUUAUGUCUCGUUCAUAUGAAGAAAAAUGUCUAAGUUAUGCGGUUAUAUUCUGAAACUCAAGCUAUUUGGAAAUCCCUCAAAUUGGUGCUUUCAUUAUUUAAUGAUACAUUUAGGCAAAACCCCAAACAAACCAUUUGGAACGUGACUCUGGGUUACAAUUUGUAGCAAUGUUAUUUUUCUCAUUUGAGAAGGCCAAGUGUCAGUGUUAAUCUGAAUUUCCUGUAUGAACCCAUGCACCCUACCUGUAAAACCCAGUUAAAUAUUUGUAACAAAUUCCCAAAUAAACCUAGAGAAAGCCGA